This is a messenger RNA of Gavialis gangeticus (Gharial), 1720 nucleotides long. RefSeq names its product breast carcinoma amplified sequence 4 (gene BCAS4). The transcript has 5 exons. Gene Ontology annotation, cellular component: BLOC-1 complex. The record is from RefSeq and is a predicted model, not a curated record. Lineage: Eukaryota; Metazoa; Chordata; Crocodylia; Gavialidae. The coding region runs from base 9 to 404 and encodes 131 amino acids.
GGGCCGCGAUGCUGCAGCCCGGGGCCGGGAAGGAGUGUGGGGCGCGCGGCUUCGCCCUCAGCCUCGGCCCGGAGGUGAAAGAAGUAGAAGAAACUAUAGAAGAGAUGCUGAUAAGGCUGGAUGAAUUCUGUGGCAUGACUGAUAUGAUUAGAAGUGAUACAUCCCAGAUCCUGGAUGAGUCCAUUCCACUCGUUAAAGCCAAAGUGAGGGAAAUGAACAACAUCUACACCAAAAUUGAUAAGCUGGAGGCAUUUGUUAAAAUGGUUGGACACCACGUUUCCUUCCUAGAAGAACAAGUGCUUGAAGCAGAGAAGACCCAUGGCAACUUUCCUCACUCUGUUCGCAAACUACUUCAGUCUGCCACUAUCCCCAUUUUUAAAAAUGUCUUGGAUUUCCUUGAUUAAUUUGUGCUCUACCCUGGAGCCAGCUCCAUCAUGGGUCAGAUUUUGUUGAGAAACAGAACCUUGCUGCAAAUUCCAUUUGAGAUUUGUGACCCUAAUGUAUUGGGUUAUAGUCCACUGAGAGAACCGCUUCCUUACCAGCCUGAGUUGUGGUGAACUUGUACAGAAACUUAGUUGUACCAUAUUUCCUUUGUUUUUUCUUCCCACUAUGGUGCCCUCUUCCAAUUACUUCUAUAACUAUUGCAUUUUAUAGUGGAGUGUUCUCAGAAAAUCAUGCAAAGAAACUGUAGUCUCUACCUGACAAAGGCACUGUUUUCAGCAUGACCGGUAUGUCUGACUGUGCAUAACCAUGGAGGUGCACAAAAAUGUGACCUUUGAACUGCUUUGGUGUACAUUUCUAGCUUUUAAAACAAUGUUGUUCAUGCUAUAGUGUAGUGCAUAACAGGCCCCAUUGAGAUCAGGGCUCUAUACUGCUAGCCACCAUACUAGUAACAGAUCUAGAUAGAAACAUAUAGCAACAGUCCCUGCCUCUAGGAUCUUACAGUGUAAACAGGCUAGACAAAACAGGGUGGGAGAAUGAAGGGAAAUUGGGGCAUAAAGGGAAUUUACUCAGGCACUGAGGCACAGGGAGAAAAAGCAACUUGCCCAAACCAGAAUAUCUAUGGCAUAACCUGCAGUUAAACUUAUCACCCAAGUCCUAGUGCUGCAGUUACAAGACAAUCCCACCACCACACUUCUUGUCUGUUUUGCCUUCAUAAUGUGCUAAAUAUGUUGCACUUUUCAUUUGAGGCUGUCUCAUAGUUAACAAGUGGUGAAUAACCUGAACAAAAGAGAUAUGUGAAGCAGGUAAAAUUCUUCCCCUUUUAUAAACAGAUGAAUUGUAAAUUAGUGGCAGAGCCAAGAAUUAAAAUCUCAACACCAGGUAUUCCACUUCCUGUAAUUUCUCUAUUACAAUUGGACAUGAACAUGACAGGAAGGAAAGUUGAAAUGGAGCUUCUAGUUUUAUUUGAUACUAACUUAUAACUCGUUUUCAUGUUGUUGGAUCAUAACAUUAUUUUGAAGUGAUGCACAAACAGAAAUGACCUUUCUUAUAAAUCAGAUUACUUUCUACAAGUGGUUUCUGGAAGUGUAUUUUAGGUUAGGAAGAAUUACAUACAAUGCAUCUCCAGUAAAAUAAGAUCCUAAUCCUGUGCAAACACUCUCAAAUGAAAGUAAUUUUGGGUGUAUAUAUGUAUGUGUGUGACAUUACUUAGUGAAUUAUUUUCUGCAGAAACAGAGCCUAAAUAAGAGCUCUUACAGCAGGAAUUGAUUUGUAUUGU